GUUUCUUUCGCGCAUAAUAAACUUUCUCAUUCCAAGGAUGAUACUCGGUAAUCGCAACUAUUUCCUGCAGUUUACGAUACUAUUAACUAUCACGUCCUUCAGUGAGGAAUUUUUUCUGACAAAAAAUCGAAAAAAAAAUGAGUCUAAUGAAGAAUUAAAACAAAAAUUUCCAAAAGAGCAUGUUUACUAUCAUAGAAACGAUAUUGGACAUUUGAAUGAAUACUAUCAGGAACGAAAAAAAUUAAGACAAGAAUAUGACGCGAUUCAAAAAGCCCUGGAAGCAAAUGAAACAAUUCAGCGAGACAUAGACCCAAAUAAUACUGAUUAUAAUUUACUAAAUACAAAUCCUCUAGAUCUUUCGGAAGUUGAACAUUCAGAUCAGAAUAUCGAGCCAUUAGUUAACAACACUAAUGCAAAUCUAACUGGAAACCAAAAUUCUACGACUGGAAUACCAAACACCGAGAUUAAUUUGGAAAAUAAUAAAUAUAGAAGAAUAGGUGACUGUCGAGGCCAAAUAGUUUACAAUCAAAAUAUUCACAUCACUGGUGGCAAUUACAGAGCGACUAAUGGAUAUUUACUAGAAAUAAAUUUUGAAGGAAUUUGCGUUACUUGCAUUGAAAUAAAAUCGAAAAAUGACAGAGACUUAAAAGUGAAAGUAAUUUCCGGCGGUCCUGGUGAGUCGAAAAUUUCAUUGAAUUUCGAAGAACUCAAUAAGAAUUUUGAGUUUGCAUAUUUAUUAAAAAUUUGGGGAGUCGGAGAAAAAUGUUAAUAAUUUUUUUUUAAUUUUCUGGAUAGAAAAAUUCUAUGUUUAAAAAGAACGUUUCAUUUUUAUUUUAAAUAAACAAUUUUUAUU
This is a messenger RNA of Leptopilina heterotoma, 853 nucleotides long. RefSeq names its product myb-like protein O. The transcript has 3 exons. The record is from RefSeq and is a predicted model, not a curated record. Bases 38 to 769 code for a protein of 243 amino acids. Lineage: Eukaryota; Metazoa; Arthropoda; Insecta; Hymenoptera; Figitidae.